UUUGAAUACGAAGGUAUUCGUGAGUCUAUGCAGCGUGCAGUCAAACGAAUACUAUCCACUGAGAUGCAUAGAAUAAUCUAUAUGAUGCGUCAAAUGCGAGAUCAAGUCGCAAGUCUAAGAGACCUUACUCGAAACUAUGAAAGAAGUUUGGCCCAAAAAGAUAGAGUUAUUGAAGAUCUUAUGACCGAUUUUUCCCGAUCAAGAAAAGCUGCAGAAUCGGCCAUUCUAGACAAUCAUAAGAAGCGCGAGGUUUAUUCUCCAAGUAGGUAA
Messenger RNA from Protopolystoma xenopodis, 270 nucleotides. The record is from the annotation of a GenBank genome assembly. Lineage: Eukaryota; Metazoa; Platyhelminthes; Monogenea; Polystomatidea; Polystomatidae.